UGUUGUCUCGUGUUUUUGUUUCUAGUAAACAUUUGUUGACAUGUAUAAUUAUUUCAUUUUAAGAAGUUGAUAGUUAAAAUUAAUCAAAUUCUGUUUUUUUGGUGUUUUAUCAAUUUAACAAUAAAUUUAGUGAAUCUUUUAUUUGAUUUCUAUUGCGAUCUCUUCAAGUCAAUUGUUAUUUAAUACGUUCUGAAGGCAACGCAAAAGUGCUACUUUCACACCAUAUCCAUCUUAUCUUUUGUUUUGGUCAUCAAUAUUUAAUUUUGAUUUAGUUAAAAUGAGCUACGGUCCUCUUAAUAAAGCUUUGGUCCAUAUAACACCCUAUCAUAUAUGGUGGAAAAGGUACUUAAUUCAAUUGAAGCUAAUUCCUGAUGUGCCGGUAGAAGAAGACGAACCGCAACCUGAAGAAAUUUAUUUUGAAACGGACGAAGAAUAUUUAAAAAGCUUAGAUCCUAGAAGAUGGAAAGAGCAAGAUCACUAUAGAGUACUUGGUCUCGGAAAGAGGAGAUACGCAGCAUCUGACGAGGAAAUUAAACAAGCAUAUAAAAAGUUAAUAUUGACUCAUCAUCCCGAUAAGAGAGGUGUCCAAAACAAAGAUGAUGAAACUGACUAUUUUUCGUGUAUUACUAAAGCAUUUCAAAUUCUUGGUGAUCCAAUCAAGAGAAGAUCUUAUGACAGUGUAGAUGACAGUUUCGACGAUUCUGUUCCUCCAGUCAACUCAAAUUCAAAAGAGAAUUUCUAUGCGGUCUUUGGUCCAGUUUUUGCUCGAAAUUCCAGAUGGUCUGAUUCAAAAUAUGUACCUCAAUUAGGUAGUGACUUUUGUACUAAGGAAUACGUUGAAAAUUUUUACCACUUUUGGUAUAAUUUCGAGUCUUGGCGUGAAUAUUCGUACUUGGAUGAAGAAGAUAAAGAGCGGGGACAAGAUCGAAGUGAAAGAAAAUGGAUCGAACGUCAAAACAAAUUAGAACGUCAAAAAAAGAAGAAAGAAGAAUUAGCUCGAAUUAGGAAACUUGUUGAUAACGCUUAUGCCUGUGAUCCAAGAAUUAUUAGAUUCAAGGAAGAAGCGAAGAACAAAAAAUUAAUGGAGAAAAAGGCUAAAGAAGAGGCUCGAAAACUAAAGCAAGAGGAAGAAGAAAGACGUAAAAAAGAACAAGAAGAAGCUAUAUUGAAAAAGAAGCAGGAAGAAGAAGAAGCUCUCAAAGCAAAGAGAGACCAAGAAAAGAAAGAAAAAGAAGCAGCUAAGAAAAGGAGAAAAAAAGAUGUUAAACAAAUUGAAUCAAUUUUCGAGGAAUAUAAUUAUUUUGCUUCAAAUGACAAUCAAAAAAUUAACUACAUACAAGAACUAAACAAAAUUUGUUUUACAUUUAGCAACAUUGAAUUGAGUGAAUUCAAAGAAAAUUUGUUAAAAGGGUCAUCUCAAGAAGAUAAGAAGACCGUUUUUUUAUCAAAAAUCAACAAGAUUAAGGAGACGGAAAAAGGGUCUUUAUUUGUUGGACAAAAAUCUAGUGAAACUAGUGAUAGUAAAGAAACCACAUCGACUAAAGUUUGGUCUGCUGAGGAUGUACAACUUUUAGUUAAAGCAGUCAAUUUAUUCCCUGCUGGUACUUUGAAUAGAUGGGAAGUUGUUGCUGCCUUUGUUAAUCAACAUUCAAUUCACAACAAGAAUCGCAAAGCUCGUGAAGUACUCACACAAGCUAAAGAUAUUGGUAAAAUAGAUACUAAUCACAAACAAGAGUUAAAUAGGAUAUCUGUAACCAAAUUGUUGGAGAAUAAUAAACCCACAGCCAAAGUAGAAGAGACAUCACAACGCUAUGAAACGCCUCCUGAAGAGCCUACGAAUCCAGAGCCCUGGACUAAUGUAGAACAACAAUUGUUAGAACAGGCAUUAAAGUCCUAUCCAGCUUCAACAACGGAACGCUGGGAAAAGAUAGCCGAAUGCAUUCCAGGAAGAAGCAAAAAAGAAUGUAUAAAACGCUAUAAAGAACUAGUUGAACUUGUCAAAGCUAAAAAAGCAGCUAAAGAAGCAGUUCACACAAGUGUUAAAAAAUAAUUUGUUCUUGAUAUAUUUUCCCCUGCUUUGAAAAAUCUAUGGUCAAUUCAAUCAUGAUCUAUUGCCAAAAUAAAUUUUUCAGUUUGACCAAACUCA
This is a messenger RNA of Tetranychus urticae (two-spotted spider mite), 2146 nucleotides long. RefSeq names its product dnaJ homolog subfamily C member 2. NCBI's taxonomy places the organism in Eukaryota, Metazoa, Arthropoda, Arachnida, Trombidiformes, Tetranychidae. Gene Ontology annotation, cellular component: cytosol. Gene Ontology annotation, biological process: 'de novo' cotranslational protein folding; regulation of translational fidelity. The record is from RefSeq and is a predicted model, not a curated record. Gene Ontology annotation, molecular function: Hsp70 protein binding; ribosome binding.